GUGGCGAUACGGAGCGAUACGGGGCGGUGUCUGGGCGGUGCUGGGGCGGUGCUGGAGCCCGGGAGUGGCCGUACGGAGCGAUACGGGGCGGUGUCUGGGCGGUGCUGGGGCGGAGGCGGCGGCGGCGGCGGCGGCGGCGGCGGAAGCGGCGGGGCCAGCGUUGCCGGGCGGAAGCGGCGGCGGUUGGUGUUUAAAGGCUCCGCGGCGGCAAAAGGGCGGCUGGUGGCGGCAAGGCGGGCCGAGCGCUCCCGGUUCUCUCCGCUCCGCCUCGGGAGUGGCCGCUCUUCCCGGCCCCGGCAGCGCCCGGGCGGAGCGGGGAGAUGGUCUCCAGAGCCGCUGAUCGGCUGCUGAUCGUCGUCUCCGUGCUGGAGGGGCGCUGUUUCCCAAAACGACCCAAGCACAUGCUUAUAGUUGAAGCCAAGUUAGAUGGUGAACAGUUGGCUACUGACCCUGUGGAGCAUACUGAUCAGCCAGAAUUUGCUACAGAAUUGGCCUGGGAACUUGAUAGGAAAGCACUUCAUCAGCACAGACUACAGCGUACACCUAUCAAACUCCAGUGUUUUGCACUGGAUCCUGUAUCUCCAGCUAAAGAGAAUAUAGGCUAUAUUGUACUGGAUCUGAGGGCUGCACCAGAAAAGAAACAGGCACCUAAAUGGUAUCCUUUGCUUAGUAACAAGUACCCUAAGUUUAAACCUGAAAUACAAAUUGGUGUUGCAUUGGAGACGGAUUCAAAAGCCCUAGCUGAUGAUUUUAAAGCAAAGGAGGCACCUCCUAGAGAAGGAAACGUGCUAACCCUUUUUCGUGGACUGGACCCUAAAAGUAUUGUGCCAGUCUUGAAUGAAGAAGAGGGCUAUCAUCAAAUUGGACCAGCAGAGUAUUGCAGAGAUCACUUUGUCUUGUCUGUAACCAUUGCAUUUGCCACACAGUUGGAACAGUUAGUUCCAAGUACUAUGAAGCUCCCUGAUCGACAACCUGAGUUUUUUUUCUACUACUCAUUACUGGGAAAUGAUGUCACAAAUGAACUUUUCACUGAUUUAAUUAAUCCAAACUUUGAGCCAGAAAGAGCUUCAGUUCGAAUACGUAGUACAGUAGAUGUUCUUCAAGUUUAUUUUUGUGCACAGUCAAAAUUGCAGAUCCAUCUUUGCUGUGGGGACCACUCUCUUGGAAGCACUGAAGUUCCCCUGUCUGGACUGCUGAAGAGAGGAAAUGUGGAGAUUGACCAACACCCUGUGGCAAUAGAAGGACCAUUUGUUCUUGUUCCACCAAAUAGAGCUAAAGAGAAACUGCCACAACUGCCUCUGGAUCUGGCUCCUACUGUUGGGGUAUCUGUAAUUCUUCAAAGGGAGAACUUGACUACCCAGCCUUUAAUUCCCUUAAAUGCUACAACUGAACCCAAGCAGCCACAGGAGAAAGUUCUUUCAUCUGUUAGUGGAAAAACAGAGAGCCAGCAGCAGAGAUCCCAAAAUGUCCCAUCUCAAGCUGACCAGCGUUCUUCAAAAGAAGAUGUAGCAACAGAGAGUGAAGUGGAAAGUCUUAAGUUUGAAAAAGGCACAAAACCAAGGAAAAGGGGGCUGGUGGCUGGCUGCCCUCAAGAGGUUAGCAGACAGUGUUUUGAAGAGCUUCCAGCUUUGAAAUCACAGAGCAGAGCAAAGUCACCUCUGACAGAUCUGCAAAAUCCCACUGAUAGAGGUCCAGUAGCAAUAUCUCAGCAUAACCCUGUGGGUGUGUCCAGUUCUUCUGAGCCUGUGUCAGCACAGAAAAUUGUCAUUCCAGCAGCCUCUCACCAUUUUUGCUUUUCAAUAGACUUAAGAAGUAUACGUGGUCUGGAAGUUGGAUUUCCAAUAAAUUGCAUUUUAAGGUACUCGUACCCAUUUUUUGGCAGUGCCGCACCUAUUAUGACAAGUCCACCUGUAGAAGUUAGAAAGAACAUGGAAGUCUUUCUUCCAAAGUCAUAUUGUGCAUUUGACUUUGCAACUAUACCUCAUCAGCUUCAAGAUACAUUCUUCAGAUUGCCUCUGCUGGUUGAAUUGUGGCACAAGGAUAAAACAGCCAAAGACUUACUUCUAGGAGUGGCAAGGCUUCAGCUUUCAAAUGUUUUGGCUUCAGAAAAAACCCGCUUCUUGGGUGGGAAUGGUGAACAAUGCUGGCGUCAGACUUGUAAUGAAACAGUCAGUUUCACAGCAGCACAAGGGUCAGGCAGCAGAAUAGCAGAGCUUUCGUACACCAUCACCUUGGAAGACUACGGACUUGUCAAAGUGCAAGAAGUUAUGGUGUCAGAUUCUUCUCAAGAUGUAGGUGCUGGUCAACAACUGCAUGUCUCUCACACUCAGCUUUGCUGUGCCCCAGAAGACCAUCCAGAACCUCGAGAAACUCUGGAAUACAAAGCAGCACUGGAGUUAGAAAUGUGGAAGGAAAUGCAAGAGGACAUUUUUGAAAAUCAGCUUAAAAAGAAGGAAAUGGUCCAUAUGCAAGCACUUGCAGAGGAAUGGAAGAAAAGAGACAGAGAGAGAGAGGCGUUAGUGAAGAAAAAGGUAGCAGAAUAUAAUAUUUUGGAAGGACAGCUUCAGAAAACCCUGAGGGCUCUGGAUAAGCGAGAGCGACAGCUUUUUAGUGCUGAAUCAGAGCUUCAAAGAGUAAAGAAGGAGCUGCAAGCAGAGCAUGAACGGAAUCUGCAGGUGCUUCAGGAUUCUGUGCGUCGAGCCAGGGAGGAAUGUGCACACCAGCUGGAGCUAGAAAGGUCAAAAAUCAAACAACUGGAAGAAGAUAAGCUUCGCUUACAUCAGCAGCUUUUUGAAGCAGAAAAUAAGCAUAAGACUUUGGAGAAGGAGUUCCUGCAAUACAAAGAACAGCAAAGUAGCAAACCAGAAAUCCAGCUACAAUCAGAAAUAAAUCUUCUCACUUUAGAAAAGGUUGAACUUGAAAGAAAGUUAGAGUCAGCUACCAAGUCAAAGCUUCACUACAAACAACAAUGGACGAGGGCUUUGAAAGAACUUGCAAGGUUAAAACAGCGUGAACAAGAAAAUGCAAUGGCUCACCUUAAAAAGCAGCAACAAGAGCUUGAGCACAUGAGGUUGCGGUAUUUGGCAGCAGAAGAGAAAGAGCUGGGGAAAACAGACCGACAAGAGCUGGAGGAUAUCAGAAAUGAACUUAACAGGCUAAAACAACAAGAAGAGGAGAGAAAGAAAUUGCAGGAUGCUAGAGAUAAUUCUGCUGGUAGAGUGGAUAGUAUUCAUUGUAGAAAACUAAAUGAGAAUACAGAUGAUUACCUCUCUCGUCUGAUAGAAGAGAGGGAUACCCUGCUGAGAACAGGAGUCUAUAAUCAUGAAGACCAUAUUGUGAGUGAACUUGAUCGUCAAAUCAGAGAGGCAAUUGCAAAAAGGAACAUCACUGUUUAAGAACAUGCAAAAAGUUCUAGAGCCAAAAUCUGAAUAGAGUGACUUUUAUAAGCCUAUAGUACUUUGUGAAAUAUAUAACAUCACGCUUUGUUUUGCACAUUAUGGUCAGCUCUCUUUGAAGUCAAUGUAAAUGCUUGCAACAUGUCAAGUUAAGCACAGUUGUAAGUUUUAUGGGGGCAAUUACUGUUUUUUAAUGUUUUUAUACUCAUAUGUGUAUAUAUAUAUAUAUAUAUAUAUGAUUGUAGGUGUGUAAAUAUAUUUAUCUUGUGUACCCUCUUCUGAGAUGUUUCCUACCUCUUUUUGUAUCCCCCUGACUAGGGUUAUUAGUAAUAUUUUUAAUAUUGAUUCUAAGAGGUUUUUAGUCAAUGUUGUUAUGAUUUCAUUCCAUUUUUAAAAAUAUCUUCAGCUAGACUAGGGCAAAUUGACAUCAGCUGUUUUCUCUGACGAAACCCUUAAUUCUGAGCGGAACUAAAACACUGACCCAUUUUACUAAAUGACAAAUAAUAAAUUUUUGCUUCUCUGACUGCAGCUAACAUAACUAAGUUAUGUAGUAAAUAAGAGAUAAGGUUUUGAGUGUGAGGGGGAAAAAUCAAUCCUUAUGAAACUGAAGCCGAAUCAGUUACUAACUAGCCUGAUUGUCCAGGGUUGCCCUAGCAGUUUUGCACAUGUCCUAGUAAGGCUAUACCCAGGAGGAUGAAGACCUUAUUCAGAAGUACACAUGCAUUCUUAUAUCAAUCCCUAAUGAGGAAAGAUACCUGAAGCCAUAAUUCUGAGCACAAGCAUAAAACAAGAUCUUUUCUAAGUCAAGGUGUUUUUUUUAAUCAGGAUGUAACCAAUUUCAAGUUACUUAAUAUGUGUUUCAAAACAUGUUCACUCAAUACCACUUAAAUUGUAUAUGAAGUUCUUGUUUGACAGUGUGCAAGGGAGAAAUCCAUAAUUAACUUUAGUUUGUCCAUAAUCACAAUUGAAAAACUUUUGUUUUCCAGCUUUCAUUCCAUUUCUGUUAGGUUUGUGUAGAUUUACCUAGUAACAGUAACUUAGAACCCUGUCCAUUCAACAGGCAUUCUUGUCUGUCCUGUAGUCACAACUACUUCCAUUUGAAUGUCAAGUAAAAAAUCAUCUUAUGAUUUAUUACUUUUAAAAUGAACGAAGAUACCUAUGGAAAAAUUAGUGGUUUAGGUUUUUGCAUAAAAUCAGUGAACUUUCAUAGAGAGGCUUGUAUACAUGUGACCUUCCAGUUUUGUGUGGUAUUAAUUAUAAAAUGGGAGGAGGGGUAUUUGUAUCUGGCUUUAGCUCUCCAUGCAUUGUUUGUCCUCCUCCUUACAAUGAGUGUAAGUCCUGCUAAAUAAACUAUUCAUUUAGACUCCUUAGAAAAGUUAUAAACAAGCUGUAUAAACAUUGAGAUCAUAUUCCCUGAGGAAUACUUAAAUACUUAUUAAUACCAGACUUUGUAAGAAAUGCUUUUUUAAAAGUAUUUUUCUAAGAGAUUGCUUAGAGAUCCCUCUCCACUAGCAAAGAAAAUACCACCCUCUUAAGUCCCAUAGAAAUCCAUGAAAUGCAAUUUUACAAUACUUUUUACAUCAUGGAGUGUGAUAUCACUGAUACAGGGUUAUAUGCAAUUAUUGUUAAUGAUGCAGGAAGCUUCUAUCUUGACAGGAAAACUCGUUCAUGGCUUUUUUUCUUCAAAUGCUUGCUCACUUGUGUAGUUUCUUCUCUAGACACUGGAGGGUGCCUGAGACUUAAAUAUUGCAAAGACAGUGUUGACUAAAUUUUCAUUACUGGUUGAUUUUUGAACUGGUAUUUUAUGAAUUUUCAGGUGUAUUAUUUUAUGAAAUAAAAUUAAAAUUCAAGUAAAUAUUAAGGACUUGGCAUUUAUUUUUUAACUAUGGAUUUGAGCAAGUUUUGUUUACUAUUUCCAGUCAUAUGACUGUCUUUAGUGCUUGAAUCUAUAAAAUAAAAAACUUGUUAAUGAAAGUUAAUUGUCACUUUUCAGUUUUUUAAUGAUUUUUUUAAUUGAGUCUCUUCUGUUGCAUGUAAAAAAAUUGCAAUCAUGUUGCUGUAUGUUUUAAAAAGAAACUUGAGUUUUCUUUCUCGCAAAUCAAAGUAAAAUGAAACAUAGAAUGCUUGUUUUUUAAAAACAUUUAUGAACUUAAUUUAAGCCAUUUUGGGUCCAUUUAGCCUUUUGAAAGAUCACAGCUUACAAGGUGCAAAGCAUAAAUUGUGUGAUUUUUAAAACUACUUACAUAGAAUGUUUUGUUUUAUAAUCAUUACUCUUAGUGUUCAUUGUUUGUAUUAGAAUGAGGAAAUUCUGGAUAAUUUAAGCUGUAUGUUUUAAUUUUUUUCCAGCACAAUUUGUCUCUACUUCAGUCUGAACUAGUCCAGAAGCAAAAUAUGUUUGUAGUAGAUAUGUAUAGCAGACAUGAGCUCAAUGUUACUGUCUUUCAAAGAAAAUUUUUAUGUUGGGUUCCAUUUGCCUUUUUAUUACUUCAAAGCCGUUUUAGAGCUUAUUCAGUGGAAAGACCAACAACCAUAUUUUAAUCAGAAAUGUCUCAAAAUUUGUAUCUCAAUCUCCAUUGCAUGAGAACAAAUGCAUGGAAUAAGAAGCUC
Molecule: messenger RNA, 6002 nt
Organism: Onychostruthus taczanowskii (white-rumped snowfinch)
Lineage: Eukaryota; Metazoa; Chordata; Aves; Passeriformes; Passeridae
Gene: CEP120
Product: centrosomal protein 120
Exons: 21
Coding region: 321-3395 (1024 amino acids)
Biological process (GO): interkinetic nuclear migration; positive regulation of centriole elongation; centrosome cycle
Cellular component (GO): centrosome; centriole
Source: RefSeq, a predicted model, not a curated record